AUGUCGAAGAAGCCAGCUUGUGCAAGAUGGUGGCGUCGACUCUUUCGGAAGGCCAAGUCUGGAGACAAGCGAAGCGUCGAGGAGCCUGGCCACGUUUUCGAAGUGCCAGCAGAACUCUCAGGCCCACCUCGUCUCAAAGGCGCGCCCGGUAAAGCAGACACGCAGCAGAGGGUCGCGAACUUCGCCGAGAAAUUGGGUGACCAGGGAUGGGACGCAAUCGCCGCAGUGCUGGAGUCAGAGUUGGGUGUCCCGCUGACCUCCGACGAAGAAUCUCUGUCGACAGCCUGUGGUCUGUGGCUGGAUCGACUUGCACAUGGUGCGCAGCACGUCGAAAGCGGCAAUGACGACGGCUUAGUACUGGAGUCCCCACAGACAAUCGCGUCUCAACCCCCUUCAGAGGUCCUGAACGGCAUGCCCCGUCCCGAAGGUCGCCAAUGCUCAACCCUUACCUCUGACCAGUCCGACCCAGAGAAGCAGAGAGCCACCCAGACAUCUGACGCUGAAGCGGCUGGCACGAAUACAUCGAAACGUCUCUUCCAGCGAUGUGGCAGCGGACUCAAAAAGCUCUUUCCGUGCACCAGCAACUUUGCCAAAGAGAGUGCAGUACCGGCUGAACAGCUUCCAGAGGUAAAGGAGAAGGACGAAAAGGACACUCCAGGAGCUCCAGCACAAUCAAAGCUGUCUACCGAGGGGAACUUGAUUAUACCCGGUCAACGAACCAUGGUGCGAGUGACGCCAAAAACAGACGGGUCCAAGGCUGAGGCUGCCGGUGCGUCCGAGGUGAACGACUGGCAAGACAAGCUGACAGUCAGUGCGGUCGAGUGCGCGAACGACGGAAUAAGCUAUCCUCCACCACCAUUUCCAUUCAAGCAGCGCUGGCACAAGUCAGAUCCAGUACUGCGGGAGGGCCCUGAAAGACGCGUACGCGUUGAAGAGAACAACAAAAAAUACAUCUGUCGAACUUCCAACAUCGGUCCCUAA
This is a messenger RNA of Cyphellophora attinorum, 981 nucleotides long. RefSeq lists its product as uncharacterized. The coding region runs from base 1 to 981 and encodes 326 amino acids. Lineage: Eukaryota; Fungi; Ascomycota; Eurotiomycetes; Chaetothyriales; Cyphellophoraceae. The transcript has a single exon. The record is from RefSeq and is a predicted model, not a curated record.